Nicotiana attenuata is the source of this 2782-nucleotide messenger RNA. RefSeq lists its product as uncharacterized. Gene Ontology annotation, molecular function: zinc ion binding. The record is from RefSeq and is a predicted model, not a curated record. Bases 156 to 2234 code for a protein of 692 amino acids. Lineage: Eukaryota; Viridiplantae; Streptophyta; Magnoliopsida; Solanales; Solanaceae. The transcript has 7 exons. Gene Ontology annotation, cellular component: nucleus.
CCAAAUCAAAUGGACAAUACCCAGUUCCUUCCAGCUUAAAGCCUCCGGCAAAAGAAGUCUUCUGAAACUCACCGAUUGCCGGUGAAUACUGUUUAAACUCGCGCUUCACACACACACACACAGUACAUAUUUGGAAAGUGGAAAAAAGAGAAGAAAUGUCUGAAGAAUCAGAGAAGCGGUUUCAAGAUGCCAUGGACAAGCUCUUUCGGGUUCCUCCCAAAUCCAAGCCCAAUUCCACCGCCUCUAGUAGCGCAUCUGGAGUUCAAUUGUCAAGAGGCAAGAAGCGGCCGGAUAUGUCAUCUGCGUUUGCAUCAGUGGAUCCAAAAUUAAGAGGCAAAGCAGUUAACAAGCACAAUUUUUUAGCUACUAACAGUUCAGGGGAAGCUCCGCCUUGUAGACCAUGGGACCGAGAUGAUUUAUUUACAAGGAUAGCCACUUUUAAGGCUAUGACCUGGUUUGCUAAACCAAAGGCAAUCAGUGCUGUUAACUGUGCUAGAAGAGGUUGGAUUAAUGUGGAUAUGGAUACCAUUGCAUGUGAAGCAUGUGGAUCACGUAUGCUUUUCUCCACUCCGCCAUCUUGGUCACAACAGCAAAUUGACAAAGCGGCCUUGGUAUUCAGCUUGAAGCUGGAUAGUGGACACAAGCUACUUUGCCCUUGGAUUGACAAUGUCUGUGAUGAAAAACUAGCAGAUUUUCCACCUACAGCUACUGCUAUGCUAGUUGAUCAGUAUAAAAUACGGCAUUCUGUUCUAUCACAGCUUGCUGCUCUUCCUGUGAUUUCACCUAAGGCUGUCGCUAGCUUGAGAAGGCCUCAGUUAGAUCAAUUUCUACGAGAAUCUUUAACUGUGGAACGUGAUGAGCCCGAGUGCAUACGAACUCCCCAAAAUGAAGACACCAGAAAUGAACGCACUUCAGUUUCUUCUCUCACAUAUUAUCAGGCACAAAAGCUCAUUAGUUUAUGCGGCUGGGAACUCCGAAGACUGCCAUAUUUAGUUGACUCCAAAGAUCAGCUGCAUCAAUCUAGUAAGGAUGCCAAUCUCUCGGAUAAGUCUCUUUUGAGCGGGAAGAAUCAGACUAUUACUGUCUACAGUUCAUGUACUGAUAAGACUUCUUUGAGCGGGAAGAAUCAGACUAUUACUGUCUACAGUUCAUGUACUGAUAAGACUUCUGAGAGCAAGACAGAUGAUGAAAGUCAAGCUUCUGAGGAUGCAAUAAUCAACCCAAAUGCUGUUGUUCUCGACUGUAGGCUUUGUGGGGCUUGUAUUGGUCUAUGGGAUUUUUCCAUGGUUCCUCGGCCUUUGGAAUUUCUACGAGUAAGUGGAUACACACAGGUCAAUGAUGACCAUGUCAGUCUCAAUGAUGGCGGUAAAAACCUUCCUUCUGGCAAUAGUGAUCGUGAUGAGAGUAGAGAGCACAUAGGACACGUUGCAACUUCUGGUAACACUGUGUUAGAUAGAAGACCGCCAAGUUUAAACUUAACGAUUGCAGGUGGUCCUCCCCCAGCAACGCAUAAUUACAGGGCAAAAAUAUCUCUGCCAAUCAUUGGGCGGAAUUUGAGAGCAUGGUUUAUUGCUGAAUCUGAGCUUAAGGAUGAUUUAAUAACCAAGAAUGCAUCUGGGAAUUGCAAAAACCCAGAGUUGCCUGCACGAGAAAAUACAACGUCCACAUCAGAAGUGAUUGCAGAAGCUCAACUGGAAAACAACAAGGCUGCUGUACAUGUUUCUGGCAACACGACUGAAAUGGCUGAUAAUGCAGAAAGCUUGGACAAGGUUGAUCCAGCAGUCACAGAUCAUUGUAUGGACAAGGUUGGAAAUGAUUUUCGGUCAAGUAGCAAGGAUAGUGUCACAACUCAUGUAGGAGAAAGUGGCGAGAGCAGAGUGAUGGUUGAAGGGAACAAUGUUACACAAGGAGGGGAACAAGGCAAUAGGCAUGAUGUUAUAAUGGCUGGAGUGCGUCCUCUUAUCCAUGACAUUUCACCUAGUCGAGGAAAAGCUAUGGAGUUUGAUCCAUUCAGGCUGCACAGAUAUUUUUGCCCCUGGAUUGCAUCUAAUGGUGGCUCUCCACCUGGGUGGGAACAAACAUUAUCCGCUUUAGAGCGUCAUGAAGAAUCUUCUUCUUCUUUAUCCAGCUAUCCUCCAUCUUCCUUGAUUAAGGGGGAUGAUCCUGUUGCUUCAGUGCAAAAGCUUUUUACAUCUCCUCCAUCCAAGCGAAAGAAGCUUGUUCGACCAAGUUAAGUCAGCAAAGUUAACCACAUGCUAGAAUAUAGCCCCCAUGGUCCCCGAGGAAAUUCACCGGACAGACUGAGCCAUAAGAUUACCUUCCCAGUGGAGAAAAGUUUUUGCAUCUUAUUACCUGUAUGUCACACAUGUGAGCUUGUGUAGUGGAUAAUUAAUUAGUAAAACGCUUUGGAGAUAAUUUCUCCAAAGUGAGAGCAAUAUAUGUAUUUUGUGAAUGCUAGUGUUAAUUACUUAGAGAGAGUUGCAAUCUGCUUUUUUGGACGGAAAAAGUAAAACAAGGUGAAGACACUAUAAUUGCUGCCAUUGAUAUAAACUUUCCGAGGAGAGGGAAAAUUGCAUCAUGAAUUUGUUUGGUACAUAAUUGUUGUACUCUUUCACUUUGAGCAAUUCUUCCUCUUAACAGAAUCUAAAGGACAAAAAUCUCUCAACCGCAUCUUGAUCAAUCCAUCAAGCCGCAAUUUGUUAUUAUCACCUUUGAGUAAGGUCUGUUGAAGCCUCUCUCUGCAACUACAGCUCUUUUAUCUCCUAUCAACUUAGCCACCCUG